CAUCAUAAAUCCACGUGGAUACCCAUCAACGCCACCGCCCAUAGCACAGACAGAGAGAGAGAGAGAAGCAGUCGGAACAGCUUGGUUAAACUGCGGGCUCUAUAGCGGCUGUGUUCGGUUCCUUUUCCGGGGUUAGUGCCCUCUAGUGCUAACCCUCGGAGCCUGUUUCUGCGGCAGCUCGGAGAGUUCUCGGGCUCGUAGUCUGAAUGCGCCUUGUUGUUGGUCAUAAAUGUUCUUGUUGACAGCAUAAUUACUGUAUUGUGACGGUGGCGUCGUGUCUAUGAUCGAAAGGUUCCGUUUUAGACAUCAUGCAUGACAGCUAUCUUGUGGACAUUUAGCAUCCCCGCUUUGUAUCAGACUAUGGCAGUAUGUAAGAAUCGUCUUGAGUCCGACGAGUCUUCAAAGCACUCGUGCUUUUCCUCGAUAUAUGGAGGCAGAGAAGAGGAUUCGAUCGCUGCUCGGAAUCUUAAUCAAAGUUUCAGCUGGGGCAAUUCAUCCAGUAGCUCUUUAUUACAAGAAUCACCCACUGAUCAACGUGACUCUGACCCAGGCAGCCAGCUGUCCUUAUCUCAGCAUCUCGACUUUGAUGAAUUGCUGGAAGAAUGUUUCGUUUUUGAGGCUCUUCAAAAUGUACUUCCAGCAUUUGGUCAGAAUCUUGUCCGGGACAGCAAGGCAGAUGAAAGCGUGCAGUUUGACAACAAGCUGCCACCGUCUCCUAACUGCGUCCUGGUUGGAGGUGAACAUGUUUAUUUUUGCCCUGAUAACAUGGCAGCAUCUGAGCAAAAUAUUGACGCCAUCAUGUCUCCAAUACACUCCUGCUUUGCCUCUUCAUCUCUGAUGCAGUCUGCAAGCUCUAGAGACAGCAAAGAGAGUUUGACCCGAGCUCUUAAACUUGAUGAAAGUUCAAACUGGGGGUAUUCAUCCAUCGAUAGCCCACUUCCACAAACAUCCAAUGAUCAAUGCGACUCACCACCCUGUCUCAGCAUAACUUCUUCAUCUUCUCUAAAUGGGGAACACCUGGAAGAACGUUUAGGUUUUGAGGCUUUCCAGGUUGGUCAGAAGCUCGUCCCAAACACCAACGUGGACGGCAGCCCACGAUCAUCUUGUAACAGCAGCAGGUCCGAGAAAAUCCUCAACAUUCUGAACCGGGUAGCAAGCGAAUUUGAGCUGGAUGAACUGGUGAAUACCACGCCAACUCCUUCAAAUGAUGGGGCGCAAACAAAUUCACACAGCUCGCCUCCUGGAGAGCACUGGUCACCCCCAGAUGUCCCCCCCGUUAGAAAGCUGUCUGUAAAUGGCAGCAAGGAAUCUUCAGUUUCUAGAGACCAAAAUAAAUAUGUACUAGUCCUAGAAAAACUCAACAGCAACAUUGUUGGUGAGGGUUUAGAGACGGACAGUCUCAAGUUUGAGCCCACGCAGGACCGAGAGAUGAUCGACAGCCUGAAAGCGGCACCUCAGGAUCCCACUGAGCCUCCAGCAGAGAGACAGACAGUCAGAGGAGUGCACCCUUCUGAUCAUGAUGUCAAACACACCACGCAGCAUCAAGUGGACUACAGCCAAGAGAAGAAAUCUCACGAAAUACAGGCAAAGGAAGACAAAAGCAAAGAAGCAAAAAUAAAACUAGAAGAAAGUGACAUUUGCACCCGAGAACCGGACGCCAGCUCCCCCAGAGUGUCGAAGACCACUAGAAUUAUUGUAGAUGCUCUUGCGAAUUUAUGCCGCAGAACCAAAAAACAAGUUGAACUUGACAAGAAACUUGGCUUUCGUUUGCUUCCUUUCAAAAGUCGAAUUAGCAGACAUGAGCUCCUCGAUGAGAGCCUAGAGCAGCGUUUGAGCCUCAAUGAGCAGCCAGUCAUUCUGCACAGACAAGGCUGCGUGGCGUCACUUCCCAAGUGGGCAUGCCCGAGCCAGCCUGACUACCUGGAGCACGGAGGAUCCCGAACCAGGAGCAGCUUCCCUGUGGAGACAGUGCAGAGCAGCUCAGCGGCCCCGCGUGGUUCUCGUCCACAAGCAACAAACACAAAAGUGGACAGGAAAAAUGCUCUUUAAAGGCGCACAGAUUUUAUUACCAGAGAGAGCACAAUAAAAAGUAUUUUUUGAUUGAAUUAGUCAAACUAGAAAAUGUGUAAGACUACAGGGCUGUAGCACAUUGAAUACCACUUUGUAAAUGAUAAUGAAGAAGAGGAAGAUGGAGAUGGAGAUGGAGAUGGAGAUGAAGAUGGAGAUGAAGAUGAUGAUUAUUAGUAGCAGUAGUGAUAUCAGUAGUAUAUUAUUGCAGUAUUUUCAAUAUUGUAAAGUUUA
Messenger RNA from Polyodon spathula (Mississippi paddlefish), 2301 nucleotides. RefSeq lists its product as uncharacterized. Bases 313 to 2049 code for a protein of 578 amino acids. The transcript has 3 exons. NCBI's taxonomy places the organism in Eukaryota, Metazoa, Chordata, Actinopteri, Acipenseriformes, Polyodontidae. The record is from RefSeq and is a predicted model, not a curated record.